Molecule: messenger RNA, 615 nt
Organism: Arachis ipaensis
Lineage: Eukaryota; Viridiplantae; Streptophyta; Magnoliopsida; Fabales; Fabaceae
Source: RefSeq, a predicted model, not a curated record
AUGCCAGGAGAACACCAACUUCCACAAAGAGACAGCAGCCGAACUAAGCCUACUGAUGGCCCCUCGACCAUUCUCACAAUGGAAAGUCGAUCUGUUAGGGCCUUUCCCGGUCAGACCGGACAGGUCAAGUACCUAAUUGUCGCGAUCGACUAUUAUACCAAGUGGGUAGAGACCGAGCCGCUGUCCAGCAUAUCCUCGGCUAAUUGUCAGAAGUUCAUGUGGAGACAAGUAAUAGCCAAAUUUGGGGUCCCGGAGGUCGUCAUCUCGGACAAUGGGACACAGUUUUCCAACAAGAAAUUCGGAGAGUUUCUCACCGGCUUGGGCAUAAGGCAGAAACUCUCGUCUGUUGAGCACCCCCAAACCAACGGCCAAGUCGAAGCUGCGAACAAGGUCAUCCUACAAGGCCUCAAGAAGCGACUUGACCAAAAAAAGGGAGCAUUGGUUAGCCUCGGUCCUCUGGUCCUAUCGCACAACACAGCAGUCAUCUACCGAGGAGACGCCCUUCCGGCUCACCUAUGGGGUGGAUGCGAUAAUACCCGUGGAGAUCGGGAAACCAAGCCCACGACUACUUUUGCGAGGAGUAGAAGAAGCCGUAGAAAAGGACUUGGUGGAUGA